Molecule: messenger RNA, 2588 nt
Organism: Topomyia yanbarensis
Lineage: Eukaryota; Metazoa; Arthropoda; Insecta; Diptera; Culicidae
Product: bis(5'-adenosyl)-triphosphatase enpp4-like
Exons: 4
Coding region: 262-1953 (563 amino acids)
Source: RefSeq, a predicted model, not a curated record
CUCAACUGCGAUGACUGCACAAGUGUCAGUCGUGUGUGACAAACAGGAAAGCGAAAUCAGACAAAAACAGCACUCUAAUCAAAAUAAAAGAACUUUCCAAUUUUACAAGAGAACAAAAGAAAAACUGCAAACAUUUUCGCGGAUCGUGUUACUUCAGUUCUUACGAGCAGGAAAAAAGUGAAAGCAAUGUUAUUUCUCGUCUCGUGAAGUAAAGUUUGUUACCAGUGAAAAAGUGCAGCUCCCUUUUGCUCCUAUUCCAGCAUGAUUCCACGAUUGACGGCCAGCUGUGGUGGUGGUGGCGGCUGGGCUCAGGUGGCACUGUUUCUGCUGCUGCACCUGUUAGGUAACGUAUCGCCUAAUGGUUCUUCCAGCGUACCAGUUGCAGCGAAUUCACCCGCCGUGCUGAUUGUCGUCUCGUAUGACGCCUUUCGAAAUGAGUAUCUGCAACGCAAUAGUACUGCGUUUAUGAACGAACUUCGUCGGAAUGGUACUACGACGGAAUAUCUGCGGAAUGUUUUUCCUACAAAGACUUUCCCGAAUCAUCAUAGCAUUGCGACGGGGGUGUACCCGAACCAGCACGGGGUGACGUCCAACGGGGUGUACGACCAUGCCCGGGGGAAGCUGAACUACUCGUACGAGCUGUUUCAUUUCGAUGAGGAGUUGGUGCCGAUUUGGAUAUUAAACGAACAAAGCGGAGGCCAUUCCGGAUGUAUGAUGUGGCCCGGAUCGGACUUUCCGUAUACAAAGUCGAACAUUAGCUGUAGUCACUCGCAGCCAUUUAAUUUGACAUCGCCAUGGAAUGAUCGGGUCGAUACAGUUUUUAAGUGGAUCCAGGAUCCAAGCAAGCCAGCGAAUUUGGUGAUGCUGUACAUAGAGGAGCCGGACUACUACGGUCAUAUCUACAGUCCGGAGUCGGAUCGGGUGGCUCAACUGAUCGUGAAGCUGAACGAUCUAACGCGGUACAUUUACGACAAGAUCAGGGAGUUUGGGCUUCAGGAGCGGGUGAAUGUGUUGCAUUUGAGCGACCACGGAAUGGAUUCGGUGAUGCCAAAGAAUUUUAUUAAUCUGACGAGCCUAACACCACCGGACGUCAAGUAUGAUGUGUACGGAUCAACUCCGGUGCUGCAGAUUGUUCCGAAGGUGAAACAGCAGACGGCAGAUUUGUACCGGGCACUCUGGAACGCUUCCGUACGAAAUGGUAAUUUUGAUGUCUACACGCUGGAGAAUCUGCCACCGCGCUGGCAUUUUAAUAAUUCGCAGCGAACUGGACCGAUAACGGCCGUGGCGAAGCUGGGCUAUGGCUUCGAUGACAUGUGGAGGAUGGUCAAUUACUACCGAAAGGCAUUCAACGUUACAAUAACCCCCGACACCAAAUACGGUGUACAUGGGUACGAUAACGAUCUGAUGAUCAUGCAUCCGAUCUUUUUCGGAUACGGACCGCGAAUAAGUGAACGAACGGCGGUGGAACCGUUCGAUACUGUCGACUUGUACUAUCUGUUCUGUGAAAUUUUGGAAUUGAGAAGUCCUCCCCAGUUGGUCGGCAACCGGGAGCACAUUUUAGCUGUCCUGCGAAACGAUUCCCGUGACGAUGACGACGAUCCUAGCGGAGAGUCGACUCGGGCAGCUACCCUAGCUGUAAUCUUUGCCGGCAGUUUGAUUGCUUCCUUCGCACUGGUUAGCCUGCUGGCAGUGUUUGUCAUUCGGCAGCGCCGCCGGAGGGACAACCUCGUACCGCACUAUCUGUACGACGAAACGGAAUCAUUCCUGGACGAAGGAAACAAGUUACUGCCGGCAGCAGCAGCAACACAUCACCACCACCAACAGCAGCAGCAACAACAACAGCAUGCUACUCUGCACGGUCAUCAACAUCAUCAUCACCACCACCACCAGCAGCACCAUCAUCUUCACACCAAUGCGUCCAUCAACGGGGACGUGGUUUCGAUCGAUGUUUGAGCUCGCUUCCUUCUUUCCUGUGUUUGUAAAUAACCGUUGUUAAUUCCUAAUACUCUGUGUUGUUUCCUACCCUUUCACACACAAACACACUGAGUGCGAAAGCUCGAUGGUAAAUGUUUUUACUUUUUUAAAUUAUCAGCAACAUGAUCACUGAAGUAGUAGGCCGUGAUCCUAAUCGACGUCAAUCUAAUGUAAUACAUAUCAACAAAGUAGUUCUGUUUUCCGUAACCGAUUUGAAUUCGUUGCCCCAGUUACGUCCUUUAGUCAAAAUAUGUUUAGAAGUAUUUGGACAAUACUACAUAGAACUGUCAAAUUUCAGACAUUUUCUGCAUUGACCAUUAUUAUAUUGAGAUGUUAGUUAUAGGAAAGAAAAACCAUCGAAAGAAAGUUGCAUUUUAAACUUAUCCAAAAAAAAAAACGAAUUCGCCAAUUGGAGACUGUGAACUAAAAAAAAACAAGAGUUGUGUGAGGCAAAGAGGAAAGAAGAACAGAAUUUAACCAGGCCAUAAUAAAGGUAAUUUUAUCGUAACAUUCGCUAUUAUAGAAGUGUAUAUUUUAAACAAGGAAGCCGUAAGUUGUAAAUAAUGGAGUAAUAAAAUAAACUAUCAAGAAGCGUGUCUCGCACUUUUCGUGAA